Messenger RNA from Rotaria socialis, 1224 nucleotides. NCBI's taxonomy places the organism in Eukaryota, Metazoa, Rotifera, Eurotatoria, Philodinida, Philodinidae. The record is from the annotation of a GenBank genome assembly.
AUGUCUAAGGACAAGAAUGACACCAACCAGACCUCGAGCACAGGCGUUCCAUCAAUGGAACCUGAUGGUACUAUCGAGAGCAAUUGGACUGAAGUGGUCGAACAAUUCGAUCAGAUGAACUUACGUGAACCACUUUUACGUGGUAUUUAUGGUUAUGGUUUCGAAAGACCUUCUGCUAUUCAACAACGUGCUAUUAAACCCUGUAUUUUGGGUCAUGAUGUCAUUGCCCAAGCACAAUCGGGUACAGGCAAAACAGCAACAUUUGCCAUUUCAAUAUUACAACAACUUGACCCGGACUUCAAAGAUUGUCAAGCGUUGAUUUUAGCACCCACUCGAGAAUUGGCUCAACAAAUUCAAAAAGUAGUGUUAGCCCUCGGUGAUUAUAUGGGUGUAACAUGUCAUGCUUGUAUCGGUGGUACAAAUGUUCGUGACGAUAUUAAACGACUUGAAACAGGUGUUCAAAUUGUGGUCGGUACACCAGGACGUGUUUAUGACAUGCUUAAUCGAUCUGCUCUUCGUAGCAAAAGUAUCAAAAUGUUCGUAUUAGAUGAAGCUGAUGAAAUGUUAUCACGUGGUUUCAAAGAACAAAUCUAUGAUGUAUUCACAACAAUGCCACAAAAUAUUCAGGUUAUUCUUUUAUCAGCUACAAUGCCAAGUGAUGUACUUGAAGUAACAACUAAAUUUAUGAAUGAUCCAAUUAAAAUUCUCGUUAAAAAAGAAGAAUUAACUCUUGAAGGUAUUCGACAAUUUUAUGUAACUGUUGAACGUGAGGAAUGGAAAUUAGACACGCUUUGUGAUUUAUAUGAAACAUUAACAAUUACACAAGCUGUUAUUUUUUGCAAUACACGUCGAAAAGUCGAUUGGCUAACGGAAAAAAUGCGUUCACGGGAUUUUACUGUAUCAGCAAUGCAUGGUGAUAUGGAUCAAAAAGAACGUGAUGUAAUCAUGAAAGAGUUUCGAACAGGUUCUAGUCGAGUAUUGAUUACAACUGAUUUACUUGCACGGGGUAUUGACGUACAACAAGUUAGUCUUGUUAUCAACUACGACUUACCAAAUAACCGUGAAAAUUAUAUCCAUCGUAUUGGGCGUGGUGGUCGAUUCGGUCGAAAAGGUGUAGCAAUCAACUUCGUUACCGAUGAUGAUCGACGCACAUUACGUGAUAUUGAACAAUUCUAUAAUACACAAAUACAAGAAAUGCCAAUGAACGUUGCCGAUCUGAUUUAA